Messenger RNA from Thermothielavioides terrestris NRRL 8126, 2060 nucleotides. RefSeq lists its product as uncharacterized. The transcript is spliced from 3 exons. Gene Ontology annotation, biological process: peptidyl-lysine monomethylation. Lineage: Eukaryota; Fungi; Ascomycota; Sordariomycetes; Sordariales; Chaetomiaceae. The record is from RefSeq and is a predicted model, not a curated record. Gene Ontology annotation, molecular function: protein binding; protein-lysine N-methyltransferase activity. Gene Ontology annotation, cellular component: nucleus. Bases 359 to 1798 code for a protein of 479 amino acids.
UGAUAAGCGAUAACCACGUUCUUAGCCUGCGAGUCAGGGAGGGGCAACCUCGCAGAUACCGGACUAGGAACUGAAGCAACAUCCUGGGGCUCAAAGGAGGUGUAUUACAGGACGACAUAUCUUCCGGAUAGUUCUGUCUUGUAAACCUGUCCUGUUCUGCUCUCAUGGACCCCUGUUCGUGGCUAAGGAAAGCCCAGGGACAUUGAAGCCAGGCCAGCAAUUCCCGCGUCGCCCCUUGCUGGUCACCCAGGCCUACAGCUCUUCUGCCAACCAUCACGAAAGGUUGGCUGUAGUCGAGGAGCAAUAACUAGACCUGACGAGCCUAUAAAUCCGCAGCGACAAUACCCUGACGCGGAGGAUGCCUCGACCAGCGCUCCCGAUCCAGGACCUCCCAGCUUGGGUGCACCUCAACGAGGUUUCUUUCAAUCAGGUCGAGGUCGCAAGUAUCGAGGGCAAGGGUUAUGGUGUGGUCUGCAAGACAGACCUGAGCGCCGGAAAUGCCGAUUCCAACAACCCAGCUCUCAUCAGCGUGCCACACGACCUCGUGCUCAACUCUACGGCUGUCAGCGAGUACGCCAAGGAGGACAAAAACUUCCGGCAACUCCUUGACGCUGUCGGACGCCGUUCCGGCCGAGCGGACGUGUUGCUCUUUCUUCUGGUCCAAACCGCCAUGACUUCCCGGUCCGGCCCACCACUAGUGGGCGUUUCGAAUCCCUGGACCGAGUACCUCCGGUUCCUCCCAGAGACGGUGCUGGUUCCCACGCUGUGGACCGAGGACGAGAGGUUGCUACUCCAAGGGACGUCCCUCGAGGCUGCUGUCAAUGCCAAGAUCUCGGCCCUGGACGCUGAAUUCGCUCAGAUCGUGGAGAAAUCGUCCGACAUCGCAUGUUGGCGCGAGCUGCUCUGGGACGGUGGCACGGUCUCGUUUACAGAUUGGAUUCGGCUCGACGCCUUGUACCGCUCUCGGUGUCUGGAGUUGCCCGUUCAUGGGGAGUCCAUGGUGCCAUGCAUCGACAUGCUCAACCACUCGGCCACCCCUUCGGCGUACUACGAUGAGAACCCCCAGGAUGACGUAGUCUUGCUGCUCAGGCCGGGAAUCAGCCUCGCGGAGGGCGAUGAGAUCACCAUCAGCUACGGCGAUGCCAAGUCCGCGGCCGAGAUGCUGUUUAGCUACGGUUUCAUCGACCCCCGGUCAACCGCCGACAGCCUCGUCCUGCCGCUCAGCCCGUUUCCGGAUGACCCCCUAGCCAAGGCAAAACUUGUGGCCUUCGGCCAGGCGCCUAAAAUCCACGUGGCCCGGGAGAGUGACGGGUCGAUCCGAUGGCGGAGCGAGUUCGCGUAUCUGAUGUGUAUCAACGAGGAGGACGGCCUAGAGUUCCGCAUCCUGCAGCAAACCGACGGCGCUCAACAGCUACGCGUGUUCUGGCAGGACGAGGAUGUCACAGAUCGAACAGCCGGCUUCGAGUCCCUGAUCCAGACGCACCCCCUUGCUGCCAUCCUGCGACUGCGUGUUGUGACGGUCAUCCAAGAGCAUCUCCAAAAUCAGCUCCAGCGCCUGCAGUCGAGCACGCCUCCCAACCGAGCUACCCCUUUGCAACGGGAGGAUUGUUUCAGAGCCGCACUGCUCCUCCGUCAGAUUGAAACAAGAAUUCUGGACGAUGCCAUCAAAAUCUUGGAACAAGAGAGAAGCACGCUAAUGAAGGACGAAAACGUGGUGGCUUACCUCGGACUUACGGAAGCUACCGAAUCGGAUCAAGCCGUCGAGGAGGCGUCCAAUGAGGCCGACGACUUCAGCUAGCUGAGGAUUUCUUCACCUUUGCGUCUUGGACUUGGGACGUCCAACAAAGUCAGGCCACGCGGGCUUGAGGAAGAGCUACGCAAACAUCUAUUGGGAAUGGCGCUAGUUAAGCGUCUUCGAAUAGUCCCUCUGCGCCUGAACUCCAAAGGCAGUGCUCCUGUCUGCCGCGAUGAGCCGUGGAAGCAUCUCGGUCGCCAAUGAGGGGACAAGGAAUGAAGGCAGUGUUGCUCAACACAUCCCCUUACAAUGCGGUAUCUUACUG